This is a messenger RNA of Pelobates cultripes (western spadefoot toad), 307 nucleotides long. The record is from the annotation of a GenBank genome assembly. Lineage: Eukaryota; Metazoa; Chordata; Amphibia; Anura; Pelobatidae.
CUGUGGUCCUGUGGCGUAUGGAGAACGAGCGUGUGUCCAUGAAUGCGGAAGUCGCGGUAUGAGCCGGCUUCCCUUGUCGGACACCCCCGGGAGGACACGUGUUCCGGGCGAGCGUUACGUGCGUUGGUGGGGGGAGCUGUACUUACGAAACCCGGAAGUGUGCCCGGUCUGGGCGCUCUGGCAGGAAGUUGGUGGCGGGACCCAAAUGUGGCAAGCAGGCUGGUAUGGGGGCCCCCCAACGUCCGGGCUGCUGGUGGCUGAGAGUAGUUGGGAUCUUCUGACCGGAAUCGGAAGUGGACGCCAAUAG